Schistosoma margrebowiei is the source of this 1500-nucleotide messenger RNA. The record is from the annotation of a GenBank genome assembly. Lineage: Eukaryota; Metazoa; Platyhelminthes; Trematoda; Strigeidida; Schistosomatidae.
AUGCAUAAUCAAGAACAGACUUCAACAAACAUGCGAUUAAACAUUCUAUGUCUUUCAUCUAUAUUAUCCAUUAUAUUGCUCCUUUGUAAAAGUGCAUCGUGCAACAAACGAUUGGAUUCGAAUAGUAGAGAAAUACUCGAACUGCAUACAAAAUACAGACAGGAUUUAGUUGAUUGUAAAGUUGAUGGACAACCUCCAGCUCAAUAUAUGUCACCAUUGAAAUGGAAUUACAAUCUGGCUGCACAUGCACAAAAAUUGGCAAAAAAUUGCUCCUUUAAACACGAUAUACUUCAAUCGCAUGAAUUCGAUUGGGUUGGACAAAAUAUUGCUCUCCAUCCAACCAUUAAGUCAGGAGUAGAUGCUUGGUUCAAUGAGCACGAAUUAUACGACUACAAUCACAACAACUGUAUGAAAUGUUUGCAUUACACACAAAUGGCUUGGGCCAAGACCACAGACAUUGGAUGUGGAGUUGCGAGUUGUCCAAAAUACGGUCUAUCAAUCGUGUGUAAUUAUGGUCCAGGUGGUAAUUGGAAUAGAGAGAAACCAUAUGAAGUGAAAUCACGUGAAUUGUGCCCAAAAAUGCAGAAUAUUCCUAAAGACAGUUUUCGAACGAUGCGUGAUAAUACACAGCGUGCACCAUUAUCAAUAGUGAAUGUCAACCCCAAAUUGUCAUCGGCCGGUUCAAGUGGAAGUAGAAUUCACGAUCAACGACUUAGAGGUUUGCAAAGAACGAUGGAUGGGAAAAGCCUCGAAAUACUCAAAUUACAUAACAAUUACAGACAGGAUUUAGUUGAUUGCAAAGUUGAUGGACAACCUCCAGCUAAAUAUAUGUCACCAUUGAAAUGGAAUUACAAUCUGGCUGCACAUGCACAAAAAUUGGCAAAAAAUUGCUCUUUUGAACACGAUAUACUUCAAUCGCAUGAAUUCGAUUGGGUUGGACAAAAUAUUGCUCUCCAUCCAACCAUUAAGUCAGGAGUAGAUGCUUGGUUCAAUGAGCACAAUUUAUACAACUACAAUCACAACGACUGUAUGGAAUGUUUGCAUUACACACAAAUGGCUUGGGCCAAGACCACAGACAUUGGAUGUGGAGUUGCGAGUUGUCCAAAAUACGGUCUAUCAAUCGUGUGUAAUUAUGGUCCAGGUGGUAAUUGGAAUAGAGAGAAACCAUAUGAAGUGAAAUCACGUGAAUUGUGCCCAAAAAUGCAGAAUAUUCCUAAAGACAGAUUUCGAACGAUGCGUGAUAAUACACAGCGUGCACCAUUAUCAAUAGUGAAUGUAAACCCCAAAUUGUCAUCGGCCGGUUCAAGUGGAAGGAGAGUUGUUCUAAACGGUCAACGUAUUCCUAUGAAUAAUUUGCAUCAUAAUGGUCGCAAUACACAGGUUAUAUGGAUAUCCCGAACGGGAAACCGACAAGAAUUUUCUAUGAGCGAUCGUGGUGGGAGUGGUCUUGACUAUGUACAAGGUCAGCAUAAUCGUAGAAUUGUGCGAUAUAGAAAAUGA